AUGUAUCUGCAAUUGACUUCACUUCUAUCAGCAUUCACGACAACCAUGAUAUCCCUUUUCCUUGUCUCUCUUCUUACGUCGUACACAUUGGCUCUGCCUCGUGAAGACACGGGCCGACCUUUUGUUCGCAUAAAGCGAUCAGGGCCUCCAAAUCAUUUAAGCCAAUUCCCACCAGCGGACUCAAUACCAGUUCUGAAGCCUCGUCACCAACGAGACCAUGACUUUGUGGACUUCAAGCAUCUCAAGCCAGGAAGUAACGGGACAUUCUAUUACUCGCAUCCACAUCACGAAGACCCGUCUAAAAAGUCUCUAUUCAUCGAAUUAACGCAUAAAUACAAGUAUCCAACUGUGAAUCUCAAUGACUCAAGUCACUACCGAGAUGUCCAGGGUAGAGAUAACUUGUUGACCAUCUUCUUCGAACAGGAAACUGCUUUCAACGAGGCUCAAGCACAAUGGAUCGGCCAAAAGGACCUACUCUUCUUGAUGUCCCCAGAUUCUGGUGGACAUAGAGGCUGGUUUCGAUGCUCGGGGCUCAAUUUCGACCACGCGCACCUCGCUUGCCAAGUACACGGCCACAAGUCUGACAUAAAAUCGAGCAUUGAUGAGUUUCAAUGCACCUGGGGGAUUCCCAAAUCUUGUCAGUCCGGUUGUGGAAAAUGUGACUGCGGGGGAGGAAAACAUCGAUGCGGAGGAGGACAUGGAGGAGGAGGUGGCGAAAAUGGUUGUGGCGGAUACCAUCCAGUCAUUCCUUGUGGUGGCCCACCUGCAGCGACGAUCAGCGGUCUCCCAACGGUUCCUUGUGGCCUGACAUUCGAUGGAGAUUUAGAUCGUAAGAUCAGCAACUUCGCAUUCUCUCGACCUGCGAACAGUCCCUUACGGGACAGCCCGGAUACAGUGAAGUUUGCCUCGGGUUACGGGAAGUGGCCAGAGUGCGUGCCUGUCGUCGUAACUAAGCGCUUCGACCUGAAUCCUAUACAUUGGGUCGAGGACGGCGCAGACGCUGUUGGAGACCUUGCGGACACUGCGGUGAAUGCGGUCAUUGCCCCAGUAAAGCUUAUUGUAGAUGUUGGCUCAAUUGUUGUGUCGGCGCUUGGCGAUGGGCUCACGGCUGUCGCAGAUUGGCUAGCCGGUGCUGCAAAAGACGUUGCCGGUUGGGUCGAACAUGCCGUCGGAUGGAUCGUUGAUAACCUUGCUCUAAAUCUGGACGGUACGGUCUCAUUGCCCUUCGACGUUGGACCAAGCCCCGAGGAAUCGUCCCCUUUUGGCAAUGCUUUCAAGAUGUACCCAAAAGCAGGCAGUUCAGAUUCCAACCUAGAAGCCUACUGUGUCCAGUGUGGAGUCCAUGGUGACCUUGACGCCAUUGGGUCUCUGCGCGUCUCACCAAUACUGGGUGUCCUUGGCGGGUCUCUCGAGUUCACUGGAUCUCUCUCAGCUGGCCUCAAUAUCGGUUUGAGUGCUCACGGAACCCAUGAUGGCAAGAUAUUCCAGGAGCAACUCGGACCCACAAUCCCACUCAGUGUGUUCGCGAUCCCCGAUGUCCUCGUCCUUGGGCCUAUGCUUAAGGUCGGAAUCGAUGCAGACGCUCAUGUCAACGCCGCCGGACAAGUCCUUGCUGGCCUCAACAUUAACUGGCAAAACUUAGACUUGUACAUCGAUCUCAUGAAUCCGUUGAACACGCGCGCUUCUGGAUUCAACAACCCUAAGGUGGACAAGAAGUUCGAACUCGAUCCUGCUAAAGGCCAACUUUCAGCAAGCGCUAGUCUGGGAAUCCCAAUUUCACUGGUGUUUGGAAUAAACGUGCUCAAUGGCCUUUUCGACCUCAGCGCUGGUCUGGAAGAUAGACCCAAUGUCAAGUUUGAGGCCAAGGUCGACCAGCCAACUUGUAAAGGUAUUGACUGGGCUGUCACCCUCAACAACGAUGUUAACGUGGUCUGGCCUGGAGGCGAGGAUACCAUUCUCCCUUUGAGCAUCCCCAUUGAUUCCGGCUGUAUCCAGGGUGUUACGAAACGUAGAAUCGACAAUGAGUACAUCACAACCAGACAACAGCUUACCACCAGAGGCGAAUUCGACCCACAAUACUGCCUUGACACCUCACCCGACCCUCAGUACAAUUACACCACUCUGCAAGACACAACAUCCAAGUACGUGCUCCUCGCCGGGCAGGAUGGAAACCUCUGGCUCGGAAACGCCGGCCAGAACUACGAUCCUAGACUCACUAAGUUCGGCUUCUCCAAAGACAUCGUCGUGGGCGAUUCAGGCCACCGCGUCUUACACUACUUCCCUGAUACCAUGACCACCUUUGGAGUUUCUCGAAUCAGACUCGGAGCCAUCGAGUUCAGUCUCCCACAGACCUCGAAUGCGAUCACGCUCGUACCAAUCAAGUACAACGGUGGCACGAAGCCUAUCUAUGUUGCGACGGAUACGCUGGGAAAUACGUAUUUCCUCGCGUGGUGCGGAUUUGCGGAUUCUGGCGCAAAGAUAUUUUUGGUGAAGGACCCAAGGAAUCUAGAUACGUUGAGGAAUAAUCAUGAUUUGAGGUGGACGGUUCUUGGUAGUGUGCCUGGGGAAUGUAAUUUAGUGGGUUUAACGAGCGACGUUGCUGGUUUUGUUUAAUGGGUAAAUGAGUAAGUAGGCUAGU
Molecule: messenger RNA, 2638 nt
Organism: Hyaloscypha bicolor E
Lineage: Eukaryota; Fungi; Ascomycota; Leotiomycetes; Helotiales; Hyaloscyphaceae
Exons: 3
Coding region: 1-2613 (870 amino acids)
Source: RefSeq, a predicted model, not a curated record